This is a messenger RNA of Arabidopsis arenosa, 1743 nucleotides long. The record is from the annotation of a GenBank genome assembly. NCBI's taxonomy places the organism in Eukaryota, Viridiplantae, Streptophyta, Magnoliopsida, Brassicales, Brassicaceae.
AGAACACGAAGAAAGAGAAAUUCAAGGCCUUAGGUAGGGGCAGAGAAAAGAUCUUAAGAGAAUGGUGAACAUUAGAGUACAAAAAGGUCCGGAAUCUCCGAGGACGAUGGAGGUGGGAGAAAUAGACACCAGAGCACCAUUCCAAUCGGUGAAAGCUGCGGUGAGCUUAUUCGGAGAAGUUGCAGUCUCUAGGCAAAGAAGUACUCCAAGGCGAUCACGACUUUCCUCUGAGAGCGUUUGCGACAAAGAAACACAGCUAAUGCUGGUCAACAAGGAAUUCAUGAAGAUCAAGCAAAAGCUUGACAACGCUGAGAGCACAAGAUCUCGUGCUCUUGACGAUCUCUCAAAGGCAAAGAAGACAAUGGAGGAUCUUAGCAACAAACUUGAGACUGUCAACAAGUCCAAGCAAUCCGCUAUUGACACCAAAGAAACUGUCCAACAGCGCGAAGAACAGCUUGAGCAUGAUAAGUGUCAUGGCUCUCCUCCUCACCACCAUGAACUUGACGUUGCUAGAGAACAAUAUAUCUCCACCACCGUUGAACUCGAUGCUGCAAAACAGCAGCUCAACAAAAUUAGACAGAGCUUUGAUUCCGCUAUGGAUUUCAAAGCCACGGCCUUAAACCAGGCUGCAGAAGCGCAACGUGCACUCCAAGUCAACUCUGCGAAAGUUAACGAGCUUUCCAAGGAGAUAUCGGAUAUGAAAGACGCGAUUCAUCAGCUCAAGCUAGCGGCUGCUCAGAAUCUGCAGGAGCACGCCAAUAUUGUGAAGGAAAAAGACGAUUUACGAGAAUGUUACAGAACUGCUGUUGAGGAGGCAGAGAAGAAACUGCUAGUGUUGAGGAAAGAAUAUGACCCUGAGCUAUCAAGAAAUCUUGAAGCCAAGCUGAUAGAGACAACCUCAGAGAUUGAGGUUUUACGGGAGGAGAUGAAGAAGGCUCAUGAAUCAGAGAUGAACACAGUUAAAAUCAUUACAAAUGAGCUUAAUGAAGCAACGAUGAGGCUACAGGAGGCUGCGGAUGAUGAAUGCUCUCUCCGAAGCUUGGUGAAUUCUCUUAGGAUGGAAUUAGAAGACUUGAGAAGAGAACGCGAAGAGCUUCAGCAGAAAGAAGCAGAGAGGUUAGAGAUUGAGGAAACAAAAAAGUUGGAAGCUCUCAAGGAAGAGAGCUUGAAACUGGAGCAAAUGAAAACAGAAGCUAUGGAAGCAAGAAACGAAGCUGAAAAUAUGAAUAGGAAGAUAGAGAGUCUGAAGAAAGAAACCGAGGCCGCGAUGAUAGCUGCAGAGGAAGCUGAAAAGAGACUAGAGCUUGUUAUAAGAGAAGUUGAAGAGGCGAAAUCCGCUGAAGAGAAAGUCCGCGAAGAGAUGAAGAUGAUAUCUCAGAAGCAAGAGAGCAAGAAACAUGAUGAUGAAUCAUCUGGUUCAAAGAUAAAAAUCACAAUUCAAGAGUUUGAAUCGUUGAAACGUGGAGCAGGGGAAACAGAGACUGCAAUAGAAGAGAAGUUGGCAGCUAUAGCAGCUGAGCUCGAAGAGAUCAACAGAAGAAAAGCCGAAGCGGAUAAUAAGUUGGGAGCGAACCUGAAAGCGAUAGAGGAGAUGAAGCAAGCAACGGAAUUGGCUCAGAAGUCAGCAGAAUCUGCAGAAGCUGCAAAGAGAAUGGUGGAAAGUGAGUUGCAGAGAUGGCGUCAACAAGAAAAUGUACAACAUGCUUAGUGGUGAUUUCAUCUGUAUAAAACCUUGUUUUUUUU